Molecule: messenger RNA, 2031 nt
Organism: Periophthalmus magnuspinnatus
Lineage: Eukaryota; Metazoa; Chordata; Actinopteri; Gobiiformes; Gobiidae
Product: protein FAM3C-like
Exons: 10
Coding region: 8-706 (232 amino acids)
Source: RefSeq, a predicted model, not a curated record
AGGAAACAUGCUGCAGGUCAGAAUUGGUCCAUCCAAACGCCCAGGCAUCUUGAAGUUCUGGAAGUUCAUAGCAGCCGCCCUGUCUCUGGCUUCUUUCUCCAUCUUUCUGCUCCAAAAAUACAGUGACAUUUUCAGUCUCACGACUGAAAAAAAAGCCAUGUCAGAAAGGUUAAAGAAAAUGAAAUCAGUGAAUCCAUGUCCAGUGAUGAUCUGCUCCAAGGAACAGUUCAGCUUCUACAUUCAAAGUGGAGCGGCCAACGUCGUCCCUCCCAAAAUCUGCUUCAGGAACGAACUAGUUCUGGGAGUAGAAAAGAAAAAUGCUGGAGUUGGAAUUAAUGCAGUUAUUAUAAAUGGGAAAACUGGAGAGCUCAUACAGACAGGACACUACAACAUGUGGGAUGGAGAUGUGAAUCCUCUGAUAGAACUACUCAAAACAACAGAAACAGGAUCCAUCGUCCUCAUGGCUUCAUAUGACGAGGCCUCCUCAAAAUUAAAUGAUGAGGCUCGUGAACUGAUUCUAAAUUUGGGAAGCUCCUUCGUGAAGUCUCUUGGAUUCAGGGAUAACUGGAUUUUCGUGGGCGGGAAAGGAGCCGAAGUGGACAAAACAUUUGAAAAACACAUGAAGCAUGACCCUCAGAAUAACAAAUAUGAGUUCUGGCCUGAACUCAUCGACCUCACCGGCUGCAUCCCCAAAUACCCGAACUGAAAGAACGGGGACUAAACCAGGACUAUAAAAGGACCGGUCUGAGGAAAACCGGUUAUGAUCCUGGACUAUGAAGGUUCUGAGAGACCCUUUUAGAGAGAUGUCGAGUCUGUUACGUAAGAGGUUUGGCGGUGCAUAGUUCACUUUUCUGAAAUGGUUCUGACCCAAGGUAAAAAUCAGGACUAAACCAGGAAGCGGUCUAACCAAGAGGUACAUCAGUGAAGUCUUAAAGAGGUCUACCCCAGGCUGUAUAUUUAGACUAAAACAGGUCUUACCCGGACUAAUUAUUGACCACAAACUAAACCAGUUUGGAUAAGUUUAGGUCUAAAUAAAGCUAGCCCAAGACUAAAACUAAAUUAACCAGGAGUAAACCAGGACCAAGACUAAACCAGGCCAAAACCAGAUCAAACUGGCUCAGAGUAGUAUUUCAUGUCAUUACAAUCUUUUAAACACCAAGUAUCUUGUAAGAAAUAUAUUUGGCCUUCCAAGUUCCACUAGAUCUAAACCAUGUCUAAAGAAGGUCUAAACUCGGGCUAAACUAACACCAAAUUAAACAUUAUAACUGAAGAGGAGCAUGUGUACCAUAGUUUCAGAACCACAAUAUAUUUAUUCCGAGUUAUUAUGCUGUGGAUGAGGCGGUUGUACUGUUUAUGUGUUACUCCUUACUUUUGGGGCUUUGCAGGAAAACUUGUAUAAACAUGUAAAUAUUUUAACAUGUGACUUUUGUAUGUGAAGGAUUUUUAAAUUAAAUAUUGUAAAAUAAAUAAGUACAUUCAUUCUGUCACAGUGGCUGACCCUGAAGGAGCAGCAGUUUGGUUUAUUCAGUGUUUUUAUAGUCACACGUUGUCUUAUUUGGUUAAUAUUUAAACUCCUCCUUUGGUGAAAAACAUGACACAAAGUAAUAAGUUUACUGGGAGUGCUCUGAUGACUUUAUAUUGUGAAUUUAUAUAUGACAGGCUACACUUUUUAUUCAAAUGUACUUAUAGUCUUACCGUUCUUAUUUUACUUCCUGGCUGGACAUGGACAGUAGAUAUGACAUACAUAGAGAUAAUUCCAGCUUUAUUAACUAGCAACCAUAAUGAGAACUAACGCCAAAACAAAUAAAAACACAGCACAUUUAUUUUGUUUAAUGAAGGUUUAAACUGUCAGAAAACUGCAUUCCUUGUCUCUGUAAUGUGGAUGGAAGUCUCUGUCUUGAUGACUUAAGUAGAAGUAUUCUGUUUUAUAACUCAGCGCUACUUUCUUUCUCACUUUUCCCCCACAAACUCCCACUUUACUGAUGUAAAACUGUAAUAAACAUUGCUCCACAUUUACUAUCCCACUAAAAC